AUGAUCCUCUCACUGCGCCAGGUGCUGCCGGUGGAUGCAAGCGAGUCUGGACUACAGAGUUUCGUGCUUCAGAAGCCAUUCAGGAUAGAAGUCGGAGAUCGAAUUGCCCUACUGAUGGAUAAUGAAGAUGCACUUGCUUGUACAGCAUCGUCUUCAACUUCACCUGCUGAUCUUGUCUACAAUAUUCAACCAGGCAUUGAUCUAGCUGAAGGCACGAAAAUUAGUGGGUUCACACGAUUGAGGCAAAAACGAUUUAAGGUAAGACCAUACCUAACUUUAGUGUUUACAAACUGA
Rodentolepis nana is the source of this 294-nucleotide messenger RNA. Lineage: Eukaryota; Metazoa; Platyhelminthes; Cestoda; Cyclophyllidea; Hymenolepididae. The record is from the annotation of a GenBank genome assembly.